UUAGUAAAGCACUAUUUGAAUAAUAUCUUGAAAGUUAUCAAAGGUGGGUAGAAAGGGAGGUGAAGUGAUGAUUGACUGAAUUAAUGUGAUGGAACAAACAUACACACACAUACACACAUACACACACCAGCACAAAGAAUAAGCUCAUACCUAAAUCUACUUAAAAAACACUCUACAGUUCCCAUUUAUAGACAAAUACUCAUGCCCAACCUCCACACCACUUACAGAAAUCAUUAUAAAAAUCAUGAGAAACCAGACCAGAGGAUCCAGAGGAUCCCAGACCCAGGAAUUUCACACUACUCCACUAAAUCAAAAGCUUCUAAAAUAGAGCUGCACUUUCUAUUAACUUCAGAUCCUUGUAUGCUAAAUAAUGCACAUUAAAUAUAUCUUGGAAUCAUUAUGUUCAUAUAGACAGUUGUUGUUUUCCUUUACGUUCGUAUGCAGUACAGAUAUAGCAGGAUUCUUUUAUAUCCUGUGCCAUUUCUGGAGCCUGUUUGCCAGUCCUGCCCUGCCGAGAGACACUGGCACAUGAAGAAAGGGAGCAGGAUUGGGAGGAAAGAAAGAUGAGACGGAGUCGGAUACUUUCGAGAUGAAGUUUGCUCGCGUCAUUCCCUGCAAAUGCUGUCUCUUUGUUAGAAAGGGCUUAGAGCUGAUGAAGAAAUCUCAAGGGGGAAAACAAAAUGGCAAAAUAAUUCAGCAGGGGUACAUGGUAAUAAUAACAAAAACCAAUCCAACCAUUCAGAAGAGGACAGAGGAGAGGAGACAGAAGGGAACAUUUAAAACUCAGAGGAGGAACAACAUGUGACUAUUUUACUGUCAGAGAACAGCAAACAAACCAGGACUGCUAUCUCUCUUAUGGUUUAGUUUGUAACCAUUUAGAGUUUCAUUUUGGGUCAACUGUGUGCUUUCUAGUUGAUACGCCAGGAAGACAUUUGUUUUUGACUUUGUGUGCUGAUGCAGGUCAACAGCAUGACUCAGCUUUGCCUGUGCGUCUGUAUAUGCAUGAGCGUUUGGCUCCACACUUCCCUCGGGUUGCCACCCCAGCACCGAGGGUGGCUGCGGCUGUGGGAGGAGGGCGAGGGCUGUAGGGAGUGCAACCAGCACCUCUGCCCUUCAGUCCCCGACAACUGCCCUGCAGGUCGGGUGCACGACGUCUGUGGAUGCUGUGAACAAUGUGCGAACGUGGAGGGGCAGCAGUGUGACCCAGAUGGGGCUCAGAAGUUCUAUGGCCGCUGUGGAGAGGGCCUGGUCUGCAGGAGGAAAAUACCAAAGGGGGGACACAGGGCUGAGCCAGAGCCAAUAUGUGUGUGUCAGGAAAAGGGCCCCGUAUGCGGCUCAGAUGGCUGGACCUACCCGAAUGUUUGCCAGAUGAGAGAGGCCGCCAGCCACUGUAAUACAACGCUCAAGCUCACUGGAAGAGGACCUUGCAACUCUGCUCCCCGUAUCCUUCAAGGCCCUAGAAACCUGUUCAACUACACCGGGAAUGACAUUGUGUUUGGCUGUGAAGUCACAGCCUACCCCCUUCCAAACCUGAGCUGGAGGAAGACAGGGAGUGACAACUUCUUGCCAGGAGAUGAUCCCCACAUCUCGGUCCAGGCUCGAGGUGGCCCCCAGCGCUACACUGUCUCUACCUGGCUUCAGAUACAGGACCUCCACAUUUCUGAUGCAGGGGUCUACUCUUGUAUCUCUCACAAUUCUUUGGGACAAACAUCUGCAUCAGCACAGCUCACAGUGUUGAGACAGGGCUCUGCUGAGGAGGAGCAGGAGUACUUCAGUCAUUUGGAAGAAGACAAUGAUGGACAUCUGGCAUCUGGAGAUUACCUGGGAUUAAUUUAAAUCAGUUUAUAUGACCAGACAACAAGGAGGCCUGAGGAAACAAAUCUAUAAACUAACAUAAAGGAUCAUUUUACAUAUUUUAAUUGAAAUUACAUGAUGUUUGUCAGUCACAGCUCAAUGCUCAUUUGUAAGAGGAAUCUCUUCAUUAUGAUUAAACAUCACAUGCUUUUAUUAAUCUUUUUAGUGUAACCUUGGCACACAAAUAAAUCACUCUUGUUAAUUGCUGUGUGGAGCAAAUUUGUAUGAUUAUAAUAACAACCCCCUAGGCUAACACUGGCAUACUACUCUAAAGGCAUAUGUGGAUGCUGUUACAGAUGUGGAUGCCAUAUCACAAACCAUAAAGCUGUAGAGCUGUAACAAGGGAAACUGCUGAUUCAUCUUCAAAACAUUUAUUUUGAAAUAAUGUGAAUCACAGAUACAAGUGACCCCUAACAUAAAGCUUCCCCCUGCUUUCACCACUUCACCCUGAAAAUAUACAGCACAUUCGUUCAUGAGAAAAAAAGAAUGAUGGAUGGAGAGAGAAAGGGUGUGACCAUCCACAGGGUCUCCGUCUGAUUCUCUUCAUCUCUCUCCACCUGAGUGCCAGUUAAUCCUCCCCUCAUCCCCUGACUCCCAGCUGGAUACACCGGCUCCUUCUGAAUGGCAAGCUGCAUUAACGCAGAGGAACUUUCCCCCGCUGUCUGUUAGUCAAAGCUGAUUGGAGAUUACGGGCCUGCGGAGAAAACACAGCCCUCCAUCUCAUCUUAAAUCACUUUCCACCCUUUUUCCUCCUUUAUCUCUCCUUCUCUUCAUUUCUUUAUCUUCUUAAUCCCAACUCUCCUCCUUUUUCAAUGUCAUCAACUUUUACUUGCCACUACAUUUUUGCCACUAUUCAGUGUUCUUUUUUGACAGCUGAAUGACAAGAAAGAUGAAGAGGAGGAAAAGGGAGAGAGAGAAAAAAAGCUUCCCCUCCUGAGUGGAGCCAGAAUGAUGUCAUGGGGGCAUUUGUCCUCCUGGUGUGGAGGCUUCCCUUCCCCUGCUAAUUACCUUGUACAAACUCGAAUCUGAUAUGGCGGAUAUGAGGCCCAAAUACAAUUAUUGUGGGCUAACAAAGAGAUAUUGAGAUUCAGGGAAUGAGGGAGAGACUGCAAGUGAGAUAGAAGGAAAGGCACGCGCACGGCCAUGCAUGCACACACACAUGCAGCAACCACAUGCACGCACACACGCUCACAUACCCACCCACACACACACAAACAUAACCACUUGUCCUUCCCCUCCAUUCCCUCAGAUAGGCUAAUGUUAUUACUGGGGUAAUUAUCCUCAUUAGUGCCAGCAGCUGUAGA
Dicentrarchus labrax (European seabass) is the source of this 3158-nucleotide messenger RNA. RefSeq names its product kazal-type serine protease inhibitor domain-containing protein 1-like. Gene Ontology annotation, molecular function: insulin-like growth factor binding. Lineage: Eukaryota; Metazoa; Chordata; Actinopteri; Moronidae. Gene Ontology annotation, cellular component: extracellular region. Gene Ontology annotation, biological process: regulation of signal transduction; regulation of cell growth. The transcript has 4 exons. The record is from RefSeq and is a predicted model, not a curated record. Bases 955 to 1836 code for a protein of 293 amino acids.